AAUAACUUUUACAUAAUAUUUACUCACAUUCACUUUACACAAAAUAAUAUAUCAAGAUCAAGUUAGAGAGAGAACGACUCUCUUCUCUCUAAAAAUCCCCAAAAAUCCCCAAAACUCCCCAAUGUCGAAAACGACUGCUUCCCCGUGUAAUCCAGACCCACCAGCACCGACACCUCCACCGGAUCCACUAGACCCAACCCCAGCCGCCAUGGAGGAGGACCCCUGAAAGAAAAUGUCCGAAGUAACUGAAGAACAUUCUGGUCUCAAUCUUGGAAAUGUCGAAGCCCCGUUAAACUUCGAAAACUUGGAAACAUCGACUGUUGACUAUGACGGAGAUCCUAUUCAACUCACCGAUGAAGACAAGCAAAAAAAAGAUCUGUUAUCUUGAAAUGUAUUGGAAGGAGGUUGAACACCAGUAUCUUCGUUCAAAAUUGACGGAUCUAUGGAAACUCCAAGAGAGUGUUAUUUUUAUCGAUCUUGGUGAGGACUAUUACACGGUAAAAUUAGCACUUGAAGAAAGCUAGAAAAAAAUUCUAUUGGAAAGCCCAUGGUUAGUGGCAGGCUCAUACAUCUUUAUAAGGGUGUGGGAGUUAAACUUUGUGCCUUGCCAGUCAAAAAUUGCUUCUACAGCAAUCUGGGUCAGGUUACUGUCCUUACCAACAGAGUUUUAUGACAAGAAUAUACUUGAAAAAAUUGGAUGUCUGCUGAAAAUAGAUGCAUGUACCUCCUCGUCACUACAGGUCGGUGCGCUCGUAUCUGCGUCCAGAUCCUAAUGGAGAAACCUGUUCGCACGAGUGUUAUGAUUGGGCAUCACGAGCAACCGAUCUGCUACGAAUGAGAAGGCAUUUUGUGCACUAACUGUGGUCGAUUGGGCCAUACAAUUAGAACAUGUCAAUACAUUCAACACGUUGGAGAAGACUACCAUCAAAAUGCAGGCAAAACAAAGUCCCCUCCUUCCCAGCAGGUAGCAACGGAAUGGCGAACCGUAUUCUUUGGUAAACAAAGUACUAAAGCAUCAAAAAAGGAGAAGACCUCAACAUCAGGUAUGACACAGCUCGACAAGUCUAAUGUCAAGACAAAAUCAUUCGACUACAAAUCAGGUAAGUUUCUUGAUAAAUCCCAUCGAAAUUCACAUCCUCCGACAGGGGCCAAUACGCCUAGUGCUUCGGGCAAGGAGAACAAUACCUCAAAUUUGGACCACCUUAAUUUGGACAGGCCUAAUUCGGCAUGAAAUGGAAAGAGGCCCAUCUCUGAACCAGGGCCCAAACUCUCAACAAGGAAAAACUAAUUGGGCCCAACAAAAGGGUGCAAAGCCUAAGAGAAUGAGUACCCAACCGGGUAAGGCCCAAACUAAUUUCUUAAAGGGUCAAUCUUCUUCUUAUAAAAAUAGUAAGUCCAAUAUGGGCUCCACUAAUAAAUUUGAAGCCCUUAAUCAUGUUGACACCUUGACCUCUCAGAGUGAUAUGAUCGUCUCUGGUCAAAUCAACCAGGCAAACUGCCUCUUCGUGCAGACUGACGCCUCUGAAAAUCCCUCCUGCUCCACUUCUCAUCAUCACCAACCUAUAGCUCUUGAAAAGGAGUAUGUGGCCACUAAGACUUUUCAUAAAUACUCACUUACUUCUUCUCCACCCUCUAAACCUAUCUUCUCACAAAAUGAACUCCACAGAACCCUCCUAGAUCAAUCGUUCCUCCAUAGCUCUAGUCUCAGCGCUACAACCUUUAGACUAUGCACCAACUUCUUGGUUAGAAAUGGGUCUACAGAAUAUGUCGAUCACCUUCCAAGGGAUAGUAGAUGGAAGACAGGUACAAGUGGUACUCCAAAAUCCAGAGUAUCUGGCACUGUUGGUCAUGGAAUCCUUGAACAAAAGCUUGGCAAACUAUGGCAACAAUCUCUGGAUGACCACCCUGCUGACAGCUGCCAACCAAAACCCAAUGGAGAGCUUAUCAACAGAGCCACAUUAAACCAAGUCUCACAGACUCUCCCUUUUUUCCCGCCACCAAAUCCUCUAUUGCUUCUAAAUAGACCCCCUUGCUUUCACUAGAGAAUUCUCCUCUCAAGUGGAAAGCCCUCAGGAAAAAGUUCCCUCUCCAGAGAUAUGGGAAAGAGAAAAAACCCUGGAAAUGCUAAAAGCAAACAAUCGAGAAAUGGAAGCUCUUCUAGCAACCAUGAAAGUCCCCAUAAUAGAAUCAACCACUCUAGACAAACAGAUAGGAUUAAGAUUCGCAGAAUUAGUAAACGAGAUAUGGAUAAUCCUGAUUCCAUGGAACUUAAACAAGUUCACAAUGAACAUCAAGUUCCCAAGCGUCCUGACAAGGGGGAACUUUCUUAUCUCUCUAAACCCUCUGAAGACCAUGAUCAAUAUCAAUUCACCACAGUCACCCCUGGACCCUCAGGACAAGGGGAAAUCAGUGACUGCGAAUCACUCUCCACCUCACAACAAAUUGAUGAUGAACCUAAUAAUAUGGAAUACUAGAGGCGCAAACAAUGUUGAAUUCUGGAGCCACUACAAUGAUAUAUUAUGCCUCCAUAAACCUGUCGUGCUAGCUCUUCUUGAAACUAGAAUGAGUGAUCACCACCAACUAACUCAAGACCUCAGUUAUGACUGUCUGAUCCAAUCUGCUGCUAUUAGAAUGUCCGGUGGUCAAGUCCUUAUGUAGAAAGAGGAUAUGUUCAAUAUCACUGACAUAUCUAUCACUCCUCAGAGCAUUCAUGUUGCUGUCAAGGUAACUUCUCCACCCUCUUCUUGGUUCCUUAGUAUUGUGUAUGCCAGUCCUCAUGUUAAUACUAGGAAAUCUCUUUGGGAUCAACUCUCCUUAAUGGUUAACACCAUUGCUAGUAAUUUUGACACUAGCUGGCUGGUAGGAGGUGACUUUAACGAAAUUCUUAUAGCUCAUGACAAACAUAGUGGUAAUCUCAUAAUGCCUAGUAGAGUCAACUUGUUCUGGAAUUGUGUCAAUCAUUGUAAAUUAGUUGAUUUAGGUUUCAAGGGUAGCAAAUACACUUGGACAAAUAAAAGAUACCGCCAUUGAAAUAAUCUUAUUCUUGAAAUACUCGACAGAUGCCUAGCUAAUGUGCAAUGGCUUCAUCUCUUCCCAGAGUCUUCCGUCACUCAUCUCCCUAGAACCUAUUCUGACUACUGCCCUAUCCUCAUCCAGCUGAAUAGAGACCUCCCACCGAAGGAUAAACCUUUCAGAAUGGAACCCAUGUGGUCCUCUCACUCAAACUUCCCUGACUUGAUAAAUCAAGCCUUCCAGAAUAGUGAGGAUCUUACAAGUUCUACUCACUCAUUUCAGUCCAUUAUUAUUCAUCCAUUCUAAGAAAAAAAUCUUUUAUCAAGACUAGCUGGGUUACAAAAGAUCCCUCACUAUCCCAUUAGUUUUUUCCUCCAUAAUCUUGAGGAUUCUUUGACUAAACAGUAUAAGGAAAUCCUCAUAUUAGAAUAUGAAUUCUGGAAAGUCAAAUCUAGGGUUAAUUGGCUCAUUGAAGGUGAUACUAAUACUAGAUUUUUCCACAGUUCUACUCUUAACAGGAGAAGGAAGAAUAAUAUCAAUGCCCUGAAGGAUGACCUGGGUAACUGGCAGUACUCUCAGGGGGAUACAGAGGACUCUAUCAUGUCUUUCUACACAUCUCUUUACACAACGGACCAUUCCAGCUCUACCAGGAACUAUCUCACUAACCCUUCUUCUAGUGGUUCUAUCCCUCCAGCUGCUUAUGCCUUGUUAGACAAUCUUCCUACCAUUUCUGAAAUAAGGAAAUCUGUCUUUAUCUUCAAACCAACAAAAACACCUAGACCAGAUGGUCUUCAUCCACUUUUCUUUCAGAAAUUCUGGGACUCUACCCAUACUCAGCUUAUCUCCUUUUGUAACAAGGUCUUCUCUCUGGGUACAAUGGAUAAAGAGGUUAACACUACUUAUCUUUGUCUUAUCCCGAAGUGUCAGAAUGUUGUUACUCUUAAGAAUUACAGACCUAUUGUCCUCUGUAACACUCAAUACAAGAUCAUAACAAAAAUCAUUGCCAAUAAGAUCAAGCCUUUCUUGAGUAAAAUCAUUUCUCCAACUCAAGCAAGUUUCCUGCCUAAUCGAAGAGCUUCUGACAAUGCUAUCAUCGUGCAGGAAUUUCUGAAUCACUUUUCCAAAAUGAAGGGAGCAAAAGGAAACAUGAUUCUCAAAAUCGAUCUUGAAAAAGCUUUUGAUAGGAUAGAAUCAUCUUUCAUCAGACAAGCUCUUUUUUUCUUUAAAUUCCCCCCCUUCUCUCCAAGCUUAUCAUGUCUUGUAUCUCCUCGUUUCUAUCUCUGUCCUUAUUAAUGGUUCUAAAAACCCCUUCUUUACUCCUUCUAGGGGAAUGCGGCAAGGCGAUCCCAUAUCUCUGUACAUCUUCAUCCUCUGCAUGAAACUUCUAUCCAGGAGGAUUGAAUAUGAGGUAGAUAUCCUUAACUGGACCUCUAUUUCUAUCAGUAUAUGAGGACCCAAGCUGUCCCAUCUCUUCUUUGCUGAUGACCUAACUCUUUUUACCAGAGCCAAUACUUCCAACUGUCAAACUGUCAAAAGGACCCUUGACAUCUUUAGCUUUUUCUCAGGUCAAAAGGUCAAUAGGACUAAGUCUAAGAUAAUCUUCUCCAAAAAUUGCUCUAGUGAUGUCACUAACAACAUUUCCACUCUUUUGGAUAUUCCUACCUGCAACAUCUUUGGGAAAUAUCUGGGGUUUCCUAUUUUCCAUAGAUCUCUCACUAAAGCGAACUUUCAGUUCAUCAUAGAUUGGAUGAAAACAAAGCUCUCAGGUUGGAAAACCAAAUUGCUUAACCAGGCUGGCAGAACCACUCUCAUCAAAGCUACUCUUAAUAGUAUUCCUAACCAUUCAAUCCAAUACAUUGCAAUCCCAGCUGGAGUUUAUAAGCACAUUGAUAAAAUCCAACGAAACUUCAUUUGGGGCACCUCCGAUAGUAAGCAGAAAAUGCAUAUGGUUAACUGGGAAAUGGUCACUAGACCGAGGCACCUUGGUGGCCUUGGUAUCCAACAAGCUAGUCAUAAGAAUGCUACUUCCCUAACAGCUUUAGCUUGGAGAUACACUUCUAACCCCCAGUCCCUUUGGGCCAGAGUCUUGACAAAUAAAUUCUCCAGACUUAUCAGAACCUCCAUAAACCAGUCCCAGGGUGCCUCUAGAACUUGGAGGAAUAUUAUCAGGGGUCUUGAUACCUGUUCAAAGGCGUCUGUGUGGAUCAUCCACAAGGGUGAUAGGGUAAAAUUUUGGACUGAUAGAUGGCUACCCAAUAGUGAACCCCUUAGCAGUAUUAUCAGGGACCUAUGCCUCAUAAUAUGUUGGACUUGAAAAUUUCUGACAUAUGGAAAAAUGGUUCUUGGGAUCUUUCCUCUUUACCCUUCCAGCUAUCGAUGUUUAUUACCCAUUCCAUUCAACACACCUUCUUUCCAGAUACCUUGGGCAUGAAUGAUUAUCCUAUUUGGACUCUCACUGGCAAAGGAAUUUUCACCACUAAAAGUGCCUACAAACUCAUCACUUCCACAACUCACCCUCCUCUUUGUCAUAAGGAUUACAAUUGGAUUUGGUCCUAAACUCAACUCUUAGUCGUAUAACUGUGCCUAUUGAACCUUAUUGUAAGUUCUACACAGACCAGAAUGAACACAUUCCCUAUAUCUUCUGGUACCGCUCAAAAGCCAUCUCACUCUGGAAUGUUUUCUUCCAAAGGAUCAACUGUAGUACUCCUUCCAUUACUAACCUUAACAGUGAUAACUUCAUGGAAAUUGUUAGGGACUAGGCUGGCAACAACAUGGCGGAUCAGUACAUCAGCCUACAACCUCUAAUCAUUUUUUGCUUGUGGGAAAUCUGGAGGUGCAGAAAUGAUAACCUGUUUAACAACUUAAAUACUUCUCCCUCCUUUAAGAAUGCUUAUGCUAAUACUGUUGAAUACUUUUACCUUAUUCCUUCACCCUCUUCCCUUUACCAGGAAGCCACUAUUCAUGUACGUUAGCUUCCCCCUACGAACACCCCUUACAAGCUCAACACUGACGGAGCGUGCCUUGGAAAUUCGGGUAUAGGAGGUUGUAUUAGAAAUAGCAAUGGUGAUUGGAUUAUUGGCUUCGUUAAGGGCUUUCCCAACGCAACCAACAACCAAAUGGAGUUUUUAGCACUUCUUGAAGGUCUCAAAUUAGCGGAGAACCAGAAUCUCUUCCCUAUUGAGAUAAACGUGGACUCAACUGAGGAAGAAUUUCAAAAAAGAAUAGAAGAUUGGCGUCAAACCCAACCUACUUCAGAGGAUGGCCAUGGUCCAACCAUCACCUGCAGAUAUGCUAAUAUGUGGACAGUUGUAGUAGGUGGUCCAAAAAAGGUAGAACCUACGGGACAGGGAUUCUCCAAUCCUCCAGUAGUCCUCCGUUGUUUCUCAGUUCCUCUUCUACUUUGCAAACUAUGGAAGAAAUGGAAGCGAUGAAAAAAUAAAUUGUGGAAUUGACGCAACAAUGUGCAGCUAACGAUGCUAAUUUGCUAAAUUUGAGGAGUUGGUUAAGAAGCACAUGCCUCAAGUAUUUCAUGAUGUGGAAGAUAGUGAAUCUGAUGAUAAUUAGAUUGUAGUUUUUGAUUGUGACAUUUAGAUGUUUAAUCUAUUUGAUUUGAUGUUUGUUUUGGAUGUUUUAAAGUGGUUGUAUUUAUAAAUUUUUGUUGUGUUUGAUCCUAUUGUGAAAAAUACUUUAGUUAUGUUGUUUAUAAUCUGAGAGCAGUGUAAGCUAA
This is a messenger RNA of Capsicum annuum, 6739 nucleotides long. RefSeq lists its product as uncharacterized. NCBI's taxonomy places the organism in Eukaryota, Viridiplantae, Streptophyta, Magnoliopsida, Solanales, Solanaceae. Bases 1068 to 2042 code for a protein of 324 amino acids. The record is from RefSeq and is a predicted model, not a curated record. The transcript has 3 exons.